Molecule: messenger RNA, 1375 nt
Organism: Panicum virgatum (switchgrass)
Lineage: Eukaryota; Viridiplantae; Streptophyta; Magnoliopsida; Poales; Poaceae
Product: NAC domain-containing protein 21/22-like
Exons: 3
Coding region: 183-1139 (318 amino acids)
Biological process (GO): regulation of DNA-templated transcription
Molecular function (GO): DNA binding
Source: RefSeq, a predicted model, not a curated record
AAGCACACAGCCGCUCAGUUCUUCUUGUCUAAUAGGCUAACUAGCUAGUUCCUCCCUCCUCCCCUCCGUCUCUCCCUCUCUCCUAUUCAUGUUCUCUCUCACCUCGAUCGCAGCUUGAGAGAGACUUGUGCAACAAAAAUUAGAGAGAGAGAGAUAGGAGAUACACGAGAGAUCGAUCGAUCAUGUCGAUGAGCUUCUUGAGCAUGGUGGAGGCGGAGCUGGCACCGGGGUUCCGGUUCCACCCGAGGGACGACGAGCUCAUCUGCGACUACCUCGCGCCCAAGCUCGGCGGCAAGGUCGGGUUCUCCGGCCGCCGCCCGCCCAUGGUCGACGUCGAUCUCAACAAGGUUGAGCCAUGGGAUCUCCCUGCGGCAGCGUCAGUGGGCCCUAGGGAGUGGUACUUCUUCAGCCUCAAGGAUAGAAAAUAUGCAACGGGGCAGCGGACGAACCGGGCCACGGUGUCGGGUUACUGGAAGGCUACUGGGAAGGAUCGGGCAGUGGCGCGGCGAGGGGCAUUGGUAGGGACGAGGAAGACACUGGUGUUCUACCAGGGAAGGGCCCCUAAGGGGAGGAAGACGGAGUGGGUGAUGCAUGAGUACAGGAUGGAGGGUGCUCUUGAGCAAUCCUCCAAGUUCUCCUCCAAGGAUGAAGAUUGGGUCCUGUGCAGAGUCAUCUGCAAGAAGAAAUUACCAGGAGGAGGCGCCAGCUCCAAGGCAUCAAGAAGCCUCGCCACCAAUGGCGGCCACGAGCACGACACCGCACCAACCAGCUCGCCGCCGCUGCCACCCCUCAUGGACACCACCCUAGCACAGCUCCAGGCCGCCAUGAACACUACCGCCGGCUCCGGCGCAGUCGAGCAGGUGCCCUGCUUCUCCAGCUUCAACAACAUCGCCAGCAACAGCAACAGUGCCGCUGCAGCAGCAGCUCAGCCAUGCUACCUGCCUAUGGUAACUGGCAGCCAUGGCAUGAGCUUCCUGAACCAUGGCCUGCCUGAGCUGGGCGGCUGCUUUGAUCCUCUGAACUGCGACAAGAAGUUGCUCAAGGCCGUUCUGAGCCAGUUCGGCGGUGAGGUGGUGCCAAGCCUGCCGCAUGAGAUGGCUGCUGGUACUGCGACCUCCACUUGGAUGAAUCACUUCUAGGGAAAUUGAUUGAGCAAGCACAAGUGAUUGGUGAUUCCAUAUAAACUAUAUUUACUUAUUGUGUGGUACAACAUUUAUGUGCGAGUAGUAGAUCAAGCAAUUUUUUUUUCUAUCGAUUUCGAUAAGGCAAGCGAAAAUUAGGAGUGAGACUCUGUAAUGGCUGUUGAAGUGUGUAUAUUCAGAUGUAGGGGGUUUGAGUGAUCAAGAGAAUUCCAGAUUGAUUAUUUUGCUGUGCC